Ixodes scapularis (black-legged tick) is the source of this 3313-nucleotide messenger RNA. Its product is annotated as protein Skeletor, isoforms B/C. Lineage: Eukaryota; Metazoa; Arthropoda; Arachnida; Ixodida; Ixodidae. The record is from RefSeq and is a predicted model, not a curated record.
UCGCAGGUUCCACGAGUCGGACGAGCGAGCGCGUCUCAGGUGCUCGAACCCCGAGGGCGAAGCGUUCGGCACCCGGCUUUUGCCCUUCCCCGACCCCCGGUGCGCGGUCCCGUUGCGUCGUGGUACCCCUGCGCAGCGCCAGGCGGCGCCGCCUCCGACACACAGCGGAAGCCCCCCGACGCUUUCCAUGCGGCCGGGAGUCUGAAGUGGCACGGCAAGUCGUCGCACGCUUCAACGACCAUGGCUUGGAUACACGCGCUGCUGGUCGUCGUCGCUCUGGCCGCACCAGGAGUAGUGGCCACACGUUCACAGUACCACGGCAAGCUGAUUGGAACGCUAUAUGGAUCGACACACCAAGUGGAUGCUACCGUGUAUGCCGCAAGCGACGACAGUUUUAGCCUGGUCAACUUUACGUAUGACGGCUUGGGUCCAGACGCACACUUCAUCGUGGGGACAAAAGACCAACCGGAUGCGAGUGGUCUCAACGUACCCGAUGAAAAAGGAUCGCAUCAUUUGGUCACAUCACGAUACCGACAAACUUCGAGACCCCAAAACCAGUCACCGUGGGAAGGCUGAGAGGACAGGACGGCAAAGAAUCCGGUCCAGUCGUAUUGGUUGAUUCGCGGACAAUGUUUAUAGUCCACUUCAGUUACGCUGCUAAAGAUGAAGCAAAUUUCCUGGUGGGGACCGGACCUCUUGGGGCUACCGACCAAACCACAAUACUUAAAGACGAGCAGAACAGCUUUUCCCCCAUCACGGAGGUCAAAAACAAGAACAUAACCCUCACACUGUCUGAGGGUGACGCCUGGGCAAACUACGAGUGGCUCUCAGUCAUGUCCCUCCACAACCAGAAAGUUCAUGCCACCGUGAAUUUUCCCCACUUUUCGAAGGCCAUUCCUCUAAACUUCACGAAGGUUGCUCCAAUGCCUACAGAAGGCUGGAAAGCACUCGAGUCGAGAGGGCAGCAGAAGACCUAUUUGGGGAAGAAACUUGGAGAUCUGAGUGCCGGAAAACAUGGAGUUUUCGGCACUCUCUACGCUGGCUCUGGGAAGGCUUUGAUACUGGAAGACUUCAGCUACGAUGGCACAGCUCCUGACGCCUUCUUCAUGGUGGGAACUUCUAGCCAACCUUCCAAAGAUGGCAUAGUUCUCAGAAACGAGGCUGGAAGCACUGCGAGACUCUCCGCAUACAGUUCCAAGACAAUUGUGCUAAAGUUGCCAUCAGAUAAGGUCGUCACCGAUUAUAGGUGGUUCAGCGUCUACCGCAAGGACGCAGAGAUGAGUCUGGGUGAGGUCGCCAUUCCAAGCGACUUCGACUACCCCAGAGAAAGAAGCAUUGGUUCAUCUUUGUCCGGCGCUCAUAGAACACACGUUGGAGAGGUUAUACUGAAGGACAUGAAAACUCUCUUCCUGAAGGAUUUCUCCUACGAUGGAUCUGCACCAGACGCGUUUUUCCUGUGUGGGAAAGGAAGCCCCAACCCGCAAGGUACCAAAGUUCCCGAUGAAAACGGACGCGUCGCGGUGAUACAUGGCUACAGCCACGCGGAUCUGACCCUUACACUUCCUGGCGAGCUAACGAUGUUCGACAUUGACUGGUUCGCCGUCUACUGCAUAACGUACACAGAAAUCUUCAUCAGUGUCACGAUCCCAAAGAAUCCAAAUAUACCGCCUCCAAUGGAACUUCUAGAGACACCAAAGCAGAUGGAGCAAAUCGAUGGGUCUGACUUUGAGAACUGCGAAACUAUCCUACCGAACAGGCUGCAAGUCGCGUGGAAAUUAGAAAGCAACUCAAUACUGUUCCAACUCAAUACAAAACUCAUGGCCAAGGAGUGGGCUGCUUUUGGAAUCAGCGGAGACAAGGACAGAAACCAAAUGAUUGGUGGUGACGUGGCUGUUGUCUACCUUGAGGGUCCAUCGAACAAAGUGAAGCUUGAAGACUACUACUUGGGAUCGAAAGCGCAGUGCUCUAUCACGAGUGGUGGGGUGUGCCCCGACGCCAAGUCACCGUUGAAGGGAACCGAUGACUUGACCGUGAUGUCUACAAAAUACGAAAACGGACUUCUGAGUGUUGUCUACUCUCGUCCGCUGGCCACAACCGAUCGAUUCGACAAGACCAUUACCCCGGCUGGAGAAACGACGGUCAUUGCUGCUCAGGGCCCUCUGGCCCAGGAGCCGCCCGGUGUUGUGCUUUACCACACGAUGUACUGGACCAAAAGCAAGACAACACUGAAGCUGAACCGGCAGGCUCAAAGAAACUGCCAACCACUGACGUCAUCUGAAGCACGUGAAGAGCCCAAAACCGAAACUCAGUUUGGUGGAAGAGACAUUCUGAGGAGAGAAGGCGUGACAACUUUCACCGCCCGAAUAGGUCCCACAGGAGGAUCCAGGGGUUAUGCCAAGAUUACGGGCACUCCAGGUUGGGGAAUCGUCUGGUGGAUCAACGACGAGCUCAUACCGGUUUUGCAUGUGGAGAGAGGAAAGACGUACACCUUCAUAGCUGAGGGCGGCCAUGACGACUCCAACUCAGCGCGGUACCAUCCGUUUUACAUCACGGACAGCAGGAAGGGAGGAGGAUCCAAGGAAGACGCAGAGGCGCUUGGGAAACCGGGUCAUCUGCUACUUGCUGGAGUUACAAUGGGUCCCGACGGAAAGCCCGACGUCUCGAACGCUGUCGGGCGUUACUGCGAAUGGGAGCACAAGUCCAUUGAUCAAAGCAACAACGUCAAAACGUUUGAGGAGUUCAAGAAAACGCUGGAAUUGAAAUGUGAGCCCAACGUGAAGUCAGGGAUGUUUACUUGGACGCCCGAUGAAAAGACCCCGGACAUUGUUUACUACCAGUGCUUCACCCACUAUUACCUCGGCUGGAAGAUUUUGGUGAAGGACCCAGGCACCCCGGAUGAACCGAUAGCGUCCAAGACCGACACCCCGGGUGACCCGAUGAGGCCCAAGAGGCCAACCCCCAGAUUUCGGUUCCCUGCCGCAGAAGCUAAAGAAGACCGCGACGAUGACUAUCCCAUCCGUCGUCAUCCUGUCCUUCACUCCCCGCACUCCAACGCACUUCCACGGCGGAGCACACUAUACUCUUGGAGAAAAGAGUGUCAAUAGUCCUCUCUAAGGGGGAGGAACGGUCUUGUAACCUAUGUUCCCUUAGAAAGGGAGAAAGUUUCGUCCCUGAAGCAGGGGAGCAAAGUUCCUCCGUCGCCUGCAUGUCAUUGUGGCGGCCCCAAAUCGAGCAAAUGGAGCUCAAUAAGGCUUAACGAGGACGCUACGUCUCUUGUACGGGACGAUAGGAGCAGCAAAUAAAAGUGUAACAC